AUGUGCCUGCAGUCAGCAGAGGCGCAGCUCUACCCCGGUGCUUCUGACCGUGCAGGGGUCUCGAGGGCUCCGGCCACCCCUCCUCCCUGCGCCCACUCUGCCAUCCCUCCAUCGCCACGUCCAUCUAUGGCUUCCCCUGUGAGGCAGAGAAGUCGGAGGGCGGCGCAGGGGGCAGCCGCUCCCCGCCCGUCUCCCCACAGCAGGCCGCAGAACUCGGCCAAGGCGCGGUCGGUGUGGGAGCAGCGCGCUGGCCAGCUGCAGCUGCAGAACCUGAGGGCCACCUGCGAGGCGCUGUACAGCGAGAUGGACCGCGAGGAGAGGCUGCGAUACACCACCACGCGCCACCUGCGGCCUGACAUGAAGAUGCACCUGGACCGGCCGCUCAUGGUGGAGCUAGGGCGCGAAGGGCCGCGGGUGCCCAUGGGAGGCAAGGCCCAGCCCGAGGGCCCGGAGGCUGCCGAGGGCACGGACCCGCCGCGCAGGCACCACCGGCACC
Molecule: messenger RNA, 496 nt
Organism: Odobenus rosmarus divergens (Pacific walrus)
Lineage: Eukaryota; Metazoa; Chordata; Mammalia; Carnivora; Odobenidae
Product: voltage-dependent N-type calcium channel subunit alpha-1B-like
Exons: 2
Source: RefSeq, a predicted model, not a curated record